Molecule: messenger RNA, 853 nt
Organism: Neohortaea acidophila
Lineage: Eukaryota; Fungi; Ascomycota; Dothideomycetes; Mycosphaerellales; Teratosphaeriaceae
Exons: 1
Coding region: 65-718 (217 amino acids)
Source: RefSeq, a predicted model, not a curated record
AUCAGUAGUCCCUAUCCUUCCCAAUCAUCAUCCCCGCCCGUCUAUCGUGAUCAGCCAUGGGCCGAUGGCCCAUGCCAUGGACGCCGCCGCCUCAUCCCAGCCCAUCAUCCUCCCAUCACAUCCCGUCGCACCCCGGGCUGGCGCGCUACAGUUCCUCGCUUCACCCUGUCCUCCCCUCGGCCCUUGGGCCCCUGCUGGCUGGCUGGCGGCUGGCGUGCUUUCCUGGCUGCCGCUCCUGCUGCUCCCGUGCUGCUGCUACUGCUGCAUGUGCUCCGUCCCACCCACUGGCCCCGGCCCCGGCCCCGUUCCAUCCAAGAACGGCAGGCGCGCUCUCGCCGGCCGUGCCCUCGUCCACGCCUCACGCCUCGGAACGCAUGACGGCUCUUUGACGAGCCUCUCGAGCCUAAAAUUUCACCUCCCUCUUUCCACUCUCGGCGCCUUUUUUGGGGCCCAGGCGCCAGACAAUCCUCACCCUCUGUACCGCGCCCGUCCUUCACUCCCCCACUCACUGCUCGGCAUGCUGCCGCUUCUCCAGAUGUCUGGGCCGGGAGCCUGCCGUAAUCUACACUGCCCGGCUGCCCUACAUAUCGCUGACCAUGCUCCUUGCUUCAGCCGUCAACACACCGUUUGUUGUGAUUGCCCCUUCCCUCCCCUCUCUUCUUUACUCUUCCCUUCAUUAAACCUACUUCACCCUCGCCGUUGCGUCGCUCUCACCUGAUGACCCCCAGGCCGUGCGCGUUGACAUCACUCUCUCAUCCUCACCUCCAGCUCCUGCCUGCAACCAUCACCACGACGCCCUCUUCAUGACCUCCGUCUUUUUGUCUUGCCUUGCGUUCCAUUCCUCAUGACUGCC